Messenger RNA from Acanthamoeba castellanii str. Neff, 1431 nucleotides. RefSeq lists its product as uncharacterized. Bases 1 to 1431 code for a protein of 476 amino acids. The transcript has a single exon. The record is from RefSeq and is a predicted model, not a curated record. NCBI's taxonomy places the organism in Eukaryota, Discosea, Longamoebia, Acanthamoebidae.
AUGGCCACCACCAAACUGUUUUCCCUUGCCGUGUGCACCAACCAAGCCCCGCCGUCGUCGGUGACCUUGGCGUCCGUGAUGGGCGGCAGCCACUCGGGCGCGUAUGCUUGGCCGAAUCGCACGUUGGUGCCUCUCGUGGCCCGCCACGAAGAUCGAGUCAGGUUCGAAAAUCUGCUGCCUGCCGUCGCACAGCCCUCGGCGACGACCCUGGCCCGACGGACAAACCUCCCCCCUGAAACCAAAGAAGACGAACCGGCCAAGGAAGACGACCCCGACGCCCACUUUGCCAGCACAUGCGACGGCUUGGUGCUCGCCCCGAAGGACGUGCGCAUGACGGCGGUCGCCGAUUCGGCGCUCGACACCCUCAACUACCUUUACUCCAAGGGCUGGAGUCUCCCCACGUGCAUGGCGGCCAACGCCGCCUCAUUUGGCAACCUCCACGUGUUGAGAUGGCUCCACAAGCGCGGCGUGACAAUGGACCGCGCCGUCGCCGAGAGCGCCGCCCACGCCGGACACAUCAACGUGCUCAAGUGGAUGCUGAACAAGCGGCUGGCACGGCCGACAGCAUCGCUGUGCGCCGUGGCCGCCGGCGCCGAUAGGAUCAACGUCGUGCGCUGGCUGCGCAGCGUGGGCUGCCCCUGGGACACGCGCGUGACCGACGCUGCCGGCUUCCACGGCAAACUCGACACGCUCCAGCGUCUCAUCGUCGAUAUGCGCUGCCCCUACUCUGCGGCCCGCCUCAUGUGGAAGUGUGCGGGCGCGGGUCGCCACGACGUGGCCGCAUGGCUCCACGACGAGGGCCACGCCAUCCCCGCCAGCGCCCUGUACAACGCCAUGAUCCACAACAAGGUGGAGACGGCCAAGUGGGUGAGGGCCAAGGCGCCGCCGAUCCCUUGGAACUAUGCGACGGCCAACGAAGUCAUCGUGAGAGGCCACCUCCAGAUGGUCAGAUGGAUGUUUGCCGAGGGCUGCCCCUAUGUCGGGCAGAUGGCCAUCUACGCCGGUGCGUGCGGUCACACCGACAUACUGGCCUUCUUCUUGUGUGAGCUCAAACAGACGCUCGGCGCCGAGGUUGCCCUGGCGGCGUGCAGCAACGGCCGAGCCGGCGUCUUCCAGUGGUUGGCCGACCACCGCUGCCCCCUUGACUCCAACGAGUGCCUAAACGCCGCAAUGCUGUUCGCCGCCGAGGACGUGGCGCGCAGCAACGAGACAGUGACGACCGUGAUACGCUGCAUGCGAUACAGGAAGCGCGUUCGACCUCCACAGCAGCAGCAGGAAGAAUCCGAGAGGCAGCAUAUCGCCCCUAGUGCCACAUGUGCACCGCCGGCCAAGAGACCCGCCUUGGCGUCCCAGCAAGACCGGCCCACCACAACAGCCCACCCACCACCCGCCGCCGUGCCCCUUGUCCCCGUGAAAGCAGAACAAUCCUAG